AUGAGCGUAGCGCUGGGCAAGAGUCUCGACGCCGGUGGAGGACCUUCCUCGGCAGCUCACACUCGUAGUGUUCAGCGGAAGAACUCAGAGACUCUUGCUGCUCUCCAUUCCGCGCGGUCUAUAUCGUUUCCGGAUGCUACGCCGUCCGCUCUAUUAGCAGCCAGCAACCGGCGGUCGCAAAGCACGCUCAUGGGACCGUCGACGUCGUCUGGGAUUGGCAACAUCCUCGAGCCUGGUGCGAACAGCCUUGUGUCCACAUCAGCAGCAUCGAGAAUGCAACUGCGGCUUGCUACUUCCUCAUCCUCGCCUGCUCGAACACGGUCAAAGAGCGUGCCAGCUACGCCAAAAGGUCUUGCAGCGCCUGAUCAACGAAACAAGCUGCUAUCAUUCUUGCCUGGCGUACUGCCAGAUGGAAGACUUUCGGCAGCAGAGAUCCCACCACGUACCUCUUCACAUUUCUAUGAACCCUUUUUCGCCCCUUUCGAGGGCAAGGAGACCACUCCACCGUUGUGGAGACGCGAAAGGCCGAUCAGCGGAGCUGGUGGCAGUGGUCGCAUCAGUGCACUGUCGCACAUAUGGAGCAGCGGGGACUGGUUUACGACGCAGCAGCUGCUCGAAGGGAUCGAGAUGGAUCGUCGUGACUACGGUGAGAAUGCGCCAGACUUGCGAUCUUACUCCACCUUGUUCGCAGCCCAGACGAGGGCCGAGAUGCUGCACCAUCUGGAAGCGCUCGACGCUCUACAGCCUCGUUUGCCCGCGGAUAUCAAAGCUUUACGGCCUCUUCGUCUGCGGUCCACCCUCGCGCAGGUGCAUCAUCGACUAGCGCUGCUAGUGUCGUAUGCGCACGUCCCAGCGACCAUCUUUCUGGACUACAACGCCAUUUACACGCUCGUGCAAUUGGCAAUCUUUCCUUCAACGCCGGGCACAGCCGUGGCUUGGUGGGUUGCUGCAGGUGUCUAUGCCGCAUUCACCAUCUUCUGGCUCGCAGGAAUCGUGGUGAUAUGGGAAGGCUUGGUCGCGUACCGGCGUGUUUGGACAGAGCGUGAGUACAUCUGUGAUUCCUUGAAAGAGGCGAUCGCUGAGCCGCGACGCACCUCAUGGUCCUCAAUUAGCACGACCCGCGGUUCUGCCAAUCUACUUGUCAAGCGCCGUCUUCACCUUAUCGUCUAUCAGAUCUUUUUCGCUGUAUUCUCUACUCUAUCGAGUCAGAUGCUCUGCACGCCCGGUCGAUGCAGCAUUGGAGACGAUGUGGUACUACCGCCAGAGUGAGUCGGACUCCUGCGCGUGUCACGGGUGGAGGGAACAAGCUAACGCGGAACAUUCCAUCAUUGCCAGAUUGGCCCACAGUCGCCACCCUAGCGCCUCGCGCGAUCAUAUGUGCAGUCGUUCUGGCGCUCUACCAUCCAUUCAGUCCCUUCGCCGCGCUGAAUGGCAGGGACAGCACCUACUUAUCUCAAGAACGCGAUGAGCUGACGAGCUUUGCGUACGUUGUACUCAUCAUCAACGCCUCCUGGGCAGCUUGGCGAUUGCUGCUUGUGCUGGCGUCAGCAACGCUACUCUUUGUGGGUGAGCGAUACCAAAGGCGGCGUGCGACAGAGGAUCGUCGUGCAGCGUCCACAGGCACAGAUCGUCGUAAUAGCGCAUAUCGCGAUUUCGAUGACGCGCGAACUCAAUCCAGAGCUCAUAGCAGGACCGGGCUGCUGGCCUUCACAAAGAGAGAUGUGGAGAAUGGCUGGCGAAGCAGAGCUCAAGAUCGGGUUCGCGAUACAUUAUUGGAAUUUGGUCUGA
Ceraceosorus bombacis is the source of this 1788-nucleotide messenger RNA. NCBI's taxonomy places the organism in Eukaryota, Fungi, Basidiomycota, Exobasidiomycetes, Ceraceosorales, Ceraceosoraceae. The record is from the annotation of a GenBank genome assembly.